Messenger RNA from Trematomus bernacchii (emerald rockcod), 1721 nucleotides. RefSeq names its product protein phosphatase methylesterase 1 (gene ppme1). The transcript has 14 exons. Lineage: Eukaryota; Metazoa; Chordata; Actinopteri; Perciformes; Nototheniidae. Gene Ontology annotation, biological process: protein demethylation. The record is from RefSeq and is a predicted model, not a curated record. The coding region runs from base 184 to 1314 and encodes 376 amino acids. Gene Ontology annotation, molecular function: protein methylesterase activity.
CAAGCUACCAAAAUAGAAGAAGAAGAGGCCGACCAAAAAUAAUCACAGCAGCAGAAGAAGAAACUAGCGUUAGCUGUAAUUUAUCCAAUGCCUAGCUAGCGUCGGUGCAGGUGUCAGAGAUAGUCUUAUGCUGCGAAAGAGAGCACAGGUCGUUUUAACCAGAUCGUGACAGAGACCGACAACAUGGAGAGACAGCUGCAUUUAAAUAUUUUAACCUCCAGACCUCCCAUGGCUGGAGGGUUGCAGUCCAGCUCCAAAAUGAAAAUGGGACCCGGACGGAAAAGGGAUUUCACCCCCCUGUCCUGGAGUCAGUACUUUGAAACUAUUGAAGACGUUGAGGUGGAAAAUGAAAAUGGCAAAGACAUUUUCAGAGCUUACUGCAGCGGCGCCCAUGGUCCCGUGCUGCUCCUGCUCCAUGGAGGAGGACACUCUGCUCUCUCCUGGGCCGUGUUCACUGCUGUAAUAUGCAGCAGGAUCAACUGCAGGGUGGUGGCUAUGGACCUUCGAGCUCAUGGCGACACCAAAGUGAAAAAUCCUGAUGAUCUCUCUGCGGACACGAUGGCCAAGGAUAUUGGCAAAGUGGUGGAGGUGCUCUAUGGAGAUAACCCUCCACCAAUCAUGAUCAUUGGGCACAGCAUGGGCGGGGCCAUUGCAGUUCACACAGCCGCUGCCAAUCACAUACCAUCCCUGCUCGGCCUCUGUGUCAUUGAUGUUGUGGAAGGUACAGCAAUGGAUGCUUUGAACAGUAUGCAGAACUUCCUCAGAAGUCGGCCAAAGACAUUUAAAUCUCUGGAAAAUGCCAUUGAGUGGAGUGUGAAAAGUGGCCAGAUCCGAAACAUCGAGUCAGCACGAGUGUCAAUGGGAGGCCAGGUGAAAAAAUGUGAGGAACCCCCCAGCCGUCCUGCUGUGUCUAAUAGCAUUGAUGGCAUUAUAGAAGAGGAAGAGGAUGAAGAGGUGGAGGAAGAAUCCAACAAGAAAAGGAUGAAGGAGGAUGACCAAGAGAUAAAAAAGGAAAGCAUUUUCACCUGGCGAGUGGAGCUGUCGAAGACGGAAAAAUACUGGGAAGGCUGGUUCAGAGGCCUCUCUGCCCUCUUCCUCACGUGUCCUAUGCCAAAAUUGCUUCUGCUCGCAGGAGUGGACAGGCUUGACAAAGACCUUACUAUUGGACAGAUGCAAGGGAAGUUUCAGAUGCAGGUCCUCCCUCAGUGUGGUCACGCUGUCCAUGAGGAUGCGCCUGAAAAAGUAGCAGAUGCUCUAGCAACAUUUAUGGUCAGGCACAAAUUCACUGAGUUUAAGGAAGGUUACCUGUGCUAACUUCCAGUUUUCGUCUAUAUAUAGCCAGCAGCCAUAGAAGAAAUGUUUCAAGAUACAUCGACAUCCCCGUACAAUUUAAGAGCAAAUUAAGGAAAAUAUACAAGCAUUAUUAUUAUUAUUAUUAUUAUUGCUUUUUGUCAUGUAGAUACUUUGCCUUCAGCUUCGCCUUAUUUUUUAUUUUAAAACACUGGGAUUUGAUUGUACCACUCCUUUACAAUUUAUUUUUUUAAGUAAUGCUCUCCUUGUUAAAUAAUGACAUUUUGAGUGCUUGCAUCAUUCUGACAUGUUUUCCAAAAGUGUGUGUAAUGUUUGAAAUAAAACGAUGAUUAAAGAUGGAUGCAGCACAUAUGUCACCCAUGCUUGUAUAUUCUGUGUGUGAAUUAAAAGAACAUCAUGAUCAUUUUAAA